Molecule: messenger RNA, 2559 nt
Organism: Haemonchus placei
Lineage: Eukaryota; Metazoa; Nematoda; Chromadorea; Rhabditida; Trichostrongylidae
Source: the annotation of a GenBank genome assembly
AACAAAUCAAUUUUGCUAACUGACUUUCACUUAACGGCAGGUUGGAAUCCGUUUGACCGGUCAAUCGCUUGAUUUCAAAUAACUCUCGAGCCAUUGUUCUCAUGCACAAGCGUUGGAUCGGAGUUUUGAAUAUCGGUGCUUGAAUACGCGUAAAUAUCGAGUCUACGAGCUGAUGAAUUUUUUCUUCAGCUUCUUCGCUAUCAUCAUCAUCGUCCAUUGUUUUCAACUCGCAGUAAUCGGCAUAGAUCUGUCCGACAGCACCCCAACCCUGAACCAAGUUUGUAACGGCUAUGACUAUGAAAAACUGGACAAAAAGCAAGUCUCACUAAACACAUCAACAACGCACUGUGAUUUUAUCAGCGACUUUUUCCAUUCGUUCCACCAAUGGACGGAGUUUAUGUAAGUCACCCAUGGCAAUUGCAUUCGGCGCGACUUCUUCUGUGAAUAACCGCAAUGCACCAGCGUAGUCGCAGGCGGUUAGGGAGUAUGAACAAGCCAGUUCGAAGUUUCCUUGUGCCUUUGCUUUAGCGCACUUAGCUGCAGCAAUCCAUUCAAUUGGAAUUUCACAUAUGGCCGAGAUUCGUUCAUAGUCUUGCGGACAAGCUGUCAACGACAUACGAUCCAAUACAUCCCGGAUCGCUACUAUUCGACAUUGAUCGUGACUAAUGUGACUGAGCACGAAUAUUGCAAGAUGCCACUGUUCUAGAGAUGUCAGUAGACACGAGUACGAAGUAUGAAGCCGCUGCUCAGCAGCCGGUGACAUUGUAUUGUAGCCAAGGGCCCGGAGUAAUGACCAAAUAUGCCAGCUCAGGUGAGCAUCUAAUGGGUUAGGACUAAGCAUCGACGCAGCGUCGAGUACAGCUUCGACUUGAUGGCUUGGCGAACAUGCCAGACGUAUAAGCUGCUCAUAAACGUGGGAAUCUGGCGAGGCGGCUCUUCCAGCCGCAACAUCUUCGCUGAACGAAUCAAGGGCAUCUUCGAGGAAUCCUCCACAGUUGACCCACCACAGAUGGAUGCCAAAUGCCUGUCGCCAAUCGAGACCCUCCAAACAGUUCAACUUGAUCGUUUUCCCUUUAUGUUUGAAUUCUGCAUGAGUCUUACCAGCCAGUACGAGGUAGAUUUUGAGAAGAUCGUCCUCCAGUACACCAAGCUCAUUAGUUGCCUCCCACAUUUGCAGCAUGUUGGCACAGUCACUUCGCCCAGGUUCCUCUGCCGAAAGCGCUGCCGAGAUCAUCAGUGAUAACAUUGUCAGUCCACCUUCAUUUGCCGUCCUCAUAGCCUCUUCGAUAUCACCACAGCACAUUCGAUCCCAGAUUUGUGAAACAAUUGCUGUUCCUCCAGCUGCUUUCUUUUUCGGAAGACUUGCUACUUCAUCACGAAGCCAUUUGCCAACUUCAUGAGCACGUUGCCAGUGCCACUGACCAGACUUGUCAGCCAAGAAGAGGGCUUGGCACAAACGCCACACUCUCUGCUCCACAACACAUUCACUCUGCGUUGCUGUUGCCAAAAACGAGUCCAAGAGCUCCAUUGCCGAGUCAUCAGCUGGUUUGACGCGUGGAGCGGAAGACUGACCCUCGAUCUCACAAUGCCGCACACGUGCGCUUGUUGAAGAAUUUCGAUGAAUUGUUUUCGAUAAUCGAACAUUGUGCUCAAGCAUAUCGAUGAUGAGCUGCUUGGGUACAUUGCUAUUAAAUUGAAGCGCACAUAUUUGAACUUCAUUUGAUGCCGGUUGUAGGCUGAACGAGAAUUGUCCACCUUGACUCCAACUAACACGGCUGGAUGAACCAUGGGCGCAAGCAGCAUUUAUUAUAGCACUCUUUUUGUAUCCGACGGUCUUACAUGCCUCAACUCCUCCUCGAAAGACAUUUGGAGGUUCACUGCGUGUUAGAGUUAUGCGACGAACAGGUCGUACAGACAACGUUGAGAGUUCCAUUAGACGUCUAAAACGAUCAUGUAGUUCUCAUUUUCAAUCACUACAUAAUAGCUCAACUUACUUGCUCUCCUCGUAAACGUAAUCUAAAACCUCUUCCAUUUUCGGUUUUUUCUCGGGCACCUGGAAUUCCUCGCUAUCUCUCCAGUUUGCAAUUUCAUAAUCUUCGUACAUCGCCUCAUCAUCGUAGUCCACAUCCAUGCGACCUCCUAGUCCUUUCACCUUCACUUCCGAUGUUGGGUAACGUCUCGGCAGCACGUUGAUGUCCGUCUCAAUGGGAACCUCGUGGAUCGCUUCACCUCCUUCGGUAUGCAGUUGCACUUUUGGUACUUUUGCACGUUGCACAUGAGACUGUAAAUGGUGUUCCUCCAAGGAUGUGUUCAGGUCAUUAGCAGAGAUAUCGCCAGAGAGAGUUGAUGUACCGCGCGACUUCGGAACGACUGCUACAUCAGCAUCGUCUUCAUCGUCCGGCAGCCCAUAUUUGCUGAAGUGCUCCACGCGGAAAACCCAACUACCGGUCGAAGGCCGAUAGUCUUUAAAUGUAGCACCCAUACGUGCCGUCACCUUCUCUAGUCGAUCUCGCCACCCAAGGUCGAUCAGUUUCAAUGGAUCUCUUAUCUCUUCUUUAG